This is a messenger RNA of Hippocampus zosterae (dwarf seahorse), 3433 nucleotides long. It is a transcript of the gene gaa, whose product is annotated as alpha glucosidase. The transcript has 18 exons. Gene Ontology annotation, cellular component: lysosomal membrane. The record is from RefSeq and is a predicted model, not a curated record. Lineage: Eukaryota; Metazoa; Chordata; Actinopteri; Syngnathiformes; Syngnathidae. Gene Ontology annotation, biological process: glycogen catabolic process; lysosome organization. The coding region runs from base 189 to 3017 and encodes 942 amino acids. Gene Ontology annotation, molecular function: carbohydrate binding; alpha-1,4-glucosidase activity.
UUACGUCAUAAACGGGUGCAAUCUUUGUCGCCGUGAAUUUAUUUUGACCUAUUUCGCUUGCCGUCGUUGUGUUGGGACUUUUAAGGACAUGCAACAAAAAUUUGCAAUGGACACCUGAAUUUAACUUUUUUGUUUUAUCGCCGCGUCAAUAAAGUUCUAAUCCGGUCCGAAAUUUGCACGGACAUCCCAUGGCUCUUUGGGUGAAGCUAACUGUAGCCGCGUUUCUGGCUUUCGCGUUUCACACAUUCUCCGAUUUGAGUCACAUGCCCAUUCUCUACUACAGACUGGUUCGAAAUGGCGAGCCAAUUAAAAGCACUGUCCGCGAUAGACUCGAACCAUGGGACUAUUUCUUGGACGUCCAACCCUCGCGUUGCAAAAUGUCUCCGGAAAGUCGCUUCGACUGUGCCCGGGACCGAGCGCUUAGUCGCCGAGAGUGUGAAGAGCGGGCUUGUUGUUACUCUCCUCUCAACGACUCGUCAAAAGCUCCGUGGUGCUUCUACCCUUAUUCAUACCCUAGCUACAAAAUGGGCGUCAUGACGCCUACCGAGCGAGGCCAGGCUGCCACUUUGACCCGGGCCUCCCCCUCUUACCUGCCUCGAGAUGUGGCCACUCUCCACCUGGAAGAAAGUCGAGAGUCUGAAGGCUGCUUGCGCCUCACUUUGAAGGAUCGAUGGUCGGACCGAUAUGAAGUUGAACUCCUAACUGGAGUCCCUCAGGGCAAAAUUAGUCGCCAAGAUGCCCUGUAUACCAUUGAGUACCAGCCCAAUCCUUUUGGAUUCGUUGUGAGGCGUGCAUCCAAUGGAAGGGUCAUCAUGAAUAGCACGGUGGCCCCUCUGCUUUUUGCUGACCAGUAUCUGCAGUUGUCCACCACUCUGGCCUCCUCGAUGGUGUCAGGCCUCGGGGAGCAUUACACGUCUCUCCUCCUGGACCUUAACUGGACCUCCCUGACUCUCUGGAACAGGGACAUGGCUCCUCAUGAUGGUGCAAACCUAUAUGGCUCGCACCCAUUCUAUGUUGUACAGGAGGGGGACGGACUGGCCCACGGGGUGUUCCUACUCAACAGCAAUGCCAUCGAAGUCAUCUUGCAGCCUCUGCCAGCUCUGACAUGGGUGUCCACAGGUGGAAUCCUAGACCUGUACAUCUUCAUGGGUCCCGACGCUCAGACCGUUAUACAUCAAUAUCUGCAAGUUAUCGGUUAUCCCAUGAUGCCUCCCUAUUGGUCGUUGGGCUUCCACCUGUGUCGCUGGGGCUACACAAGCACGAAUAUCACUCGACAGGUGGCUCGGCGGAUGCACGAUGCUAACUUCCCCAUGGAUGUACAGUGGAAUGACCUGGAUUACGCAGACAAAGGCAGGAUCUUCACCAAUGACCCCUCGCGAUUCGGGGACAUGACAGAGAUGGUGGAGGAAUUUCACCAAAGAGGCUUGAAGUACGUCCUCAUCCUGGAUCCUGGGAUCAGCUCAACUUCUCCUCCAGGAACGUACCGUCCCUUUGAUGAUGGACUCAAGCGAGACGUAUUCAUCAAAAAUGCCACCGGUCAACUCUUAAUAGGCAAGGUUUGGCCUGGUGCAACGGCGUUCCCUGACUUUACCAACCCGGAGACCAGACGGUGGUGGGAAGACUUAAUUGAGGAGUUUUAUUCGAAAGUGCCAGUGGAUGGAUUAUGGAUUGACAUGAACGAACCAGCCAGUUUCGUUUCGGGCUCACUGGAGGGUUGUCCUGACACAGAGCUUGAGAGCCCGCCGUACACACCCAGGGUGGUCGGAGGCCGCUUAAGCGCUUUCACUCUUUGUAUGUCAGCUCAGCAAAAUGUAUCCACUCACUACAACCUGCACAACAUGUACGGACUGACUGAAGCGUUUGCCACAAACAGAGCUCUGGUAAAAGCGCGCGGGAAGAGGCCCUUUGUUCUGUCUCGCUCUUCCUUCCCAAGCAUCGGACGCUACUCCGGACUGUGGACGGGAGAUGUUAGAAGCAACUGGGAGCAACUUGGAUAUUCCAUCCCUUCGGUGUUGAAGUUCAGCCUCUUCGGGGUGCCCCUGGUCGGAGCGGACAUCUGCGGCUUCGGGGGUGACACCACAGAGGAGUUGUGCGUGCGCUGGAUGCAGCUCGGGGCCUUCUACCCCUUUAUGAGGAACCAUAACGAUCGGCCAUAUGCUCCUCAGGAGCCUUUCGUAUUUGGGCAGAAGGCCCAGGCGGCCAUGCGGAGUGCGCUGAAUCUUCGUUACUCUCUUCUGCCGUUUCUCUACACGCUCUUCCAUCACGCGCACACCUCUGGAGACACGGUGGCCAGGCCUCUCUUCAUGGAGUUUCCCACUGACCCUCAGUGUCAGAUCAUAGACCGACAAUUCCUCUGGGGGAGUUCUCUCCUUAUCAGCCCAGUCCUCAAGGAGGGUGCCGUGGAGGUGGCGGCUUACCUGCCUCCUGGCAUCUGGUACAACCUGCACAGUGUAAGCUGCGGUGGUUUGCUUCAUGAAUUGCACUCACUCGCAUUAUCACGUGAUCAAAUGUUCUGUUUUUUGUUUUUUUGUCAGGGUCAGCCGUCGUACAGUACAGGCGAGUACCUGCUUCUGUCUGCCCCUCUGGACACCAUUAACGUCCAUUUGAGGGAGGGACACAUUGUGCCCCAGCAGGAGCCAGCUUUAACGACAACAGUCUCGCGCACAAACCCCUUUCUCCUGACGGUGGCGCUGUCAGCGGAAGGCUCGGCCCGAGGCGACUUAUUCUGGGAUGACGGCGACAGCAUCGGGAGCUUCGAAAAUGGAAGUUAUUGUUACGUCACCUUCACUGCCGGACAGUCCCAGGUUGUGAGUGAGCCCCUCCGACUAAAUGGAGACUUGGAUGGUCUCGUACUGAGAAGAAUGCAAGUGUUUGGGGUGCCCUUGCCGCCCCAAUAUGUGGUAGCCAAUGGGGAGAAAGUGAGGCAUUUUACGUAUAAUGAUGAUACAAAGGUUCUAAAUGUGAGCAGCUUGGCCUUGCCCAUGUCAAAGAUGUUUACAAUUCAGUGGGCACUGUGACGUGCUGAUUUCGAUUGACCACGAUGCCACUGCAGAGGUAUAGUCACAGCAGCUUUCCACUUCUACACUGGAUCUAAAUAUUGGCUACUUUUGUCCUUGCUAUGUAAAUAUUAAAUCAUGUAAAUUUUUUUCAGUAUUUUGAAUUUUUUUUUAAAUAAAAGAGAAAUAUAUUCACGGUACAUAGUAUAGAAUGUGCAUCAUCGGACGAGGACAUUUCCUUAUUUUCCCAAGGGUCACUUUAUUAGGUACGUCUGCAUUUAUGCAAGAUCUGCAUGAAAAACUUUGUUCAUUGGCACUUGAGUAUUGCAGUAUUCUGUCGCAUUUUACAAGAGUGUGUAAAAGUCGUAAGUGUGACUUGACUCUGUGCUGCGAUACAGAUAUAUAAAAUAAUAAAAAUAAAUCAUGUAUUUGUUUAU